Sipha flava (yellow sugarcane aphid) is the source of this 1601-nucleotide messenger RNA. It is a transcript of the gene Cln3, whose product is annotated as battenin. Gene Ontology annotation, cellular component: lysosome; membrane. The record is from RefSeq and is a predicted model, not a curated record. The transcript has 9 exons. Gene Ontology annotation, biological process: lysosome organization; regulation of intracellular pH. NCBI's taxonomy places the organism in Eukaryota, Metazoa, Arthropoda, Insecta, Hemiptera, Aphididae. Bases 259 to 1443 code for a protein of 394 amino acids.
AAUAGUAGUAAAGUGAUUUUUUUUACAUAAUCGUAUUGAUCUAUGUAAUAAAAAGUACUAUGUAAGUAGAUAUAUAAUACAAAAACUGUUUAAAAUCUACCAAUAUCGGUUGAAUAUAUGUAGGAAGAGCAAAAUUGCCAUUUCUACUGUCUAAUAAAAGUACAAACCAGUUGGUUUUUCGUACACAUUUUAGUUACUUUUUAGUUACGACGUUAUUAUCUGAUACAUAAGGAUUUGAUUUGUCAAUAAAACGAUACAAUGACAGACACAACAGUAAAAUCGAAUAUUUUAACAUUGACAUCGUUCUGGAUUUUGGGUCUGUGCAAUAAUUUUGGAUACGUGGUCAUGUUGAGCAGUGCGCAUGACAUUUUAAAAUCCAAAUCUUCAGUACCGGAAGGAAAUGAUACUGUAAUUUCUAACUCUACUGUAGUAGCGUAUGCAAGAGAGUGUAAUCAUUUAUCGACUGGUGUCAUACUGUUGGCCGAUAUUAUACCUGGGCUACUAAUCAAAACUUUUUCUCCAUUUUUCGCAUUACAUGUCAAUCGGAGACUGUCAUUAUGUAUAGGACUAACUGUGGCCAGUUUCAUCACUGUAGCGAGAGCGAAUACUGAAUUAAUUGCCGCCAUCGGCGUAGCGCUAACGGCUAUGGCUUCUGGUCUCGGAGAGUCAACACUCUUAUCUUACAUGGUCAAUUACGAGCGAGGUGUUAUUACAUCUUGGUCGUCUGGAACGGGUGCUGCUGGUAUAUUGGGAGCGCUGACUUAUGCAGGAUUAACUGGUUUCUUUAAUCUAUCUCCGUCUACUACAUUAUAUUUAAUGCUUUCAGUACCAGGUCUAAUGGGAGUCUCGUUCUGGGUAUUAUUAGAACACCCAAACAAAGAUGUUACUCAAAUAACUCAACAUUCAUCAGAAUCAAAUAAACAAAAUCAAACUGUUUCUAGUAAAAUAUCUUACAUGCCCCAAUUGAUGAAAUUUAUGAUUCCUCUAGGACUUGUAUACUUCUUUGAGUAUUUAAUUAAUCAGGGAUUAUUUGAGUUGGUUUAUUUUGAAAAUAUAUGGUUAACACAUGCAGAACAAUAUAGAUGGUAUCAAGUUUUAUAUCAGUUAGGUGUUUUCAUUUCCAGAACUUCAGUGAAUUUGUUUCCAAUUGAAAAAAUUUGGAUUUUAACAAUAUUACAGGGAUUUAACGUUAUAUUAUUUUUGAUUGAAGCACUUUACUCAUUCAUACCAAAUAUAUAUAUAAUAUUUGCAAUAAUUGUAUUCGAAGGCUUGUUAGGAGGAGGAGCAUAUGCCAACUCAUAUCACAAUAUUAUGAAAAAAGUACCAAAAGAUAAACAGGAGUUCUCGAUGGCAAUGACUUCAUUCGCAGAUUCCAUAGGUGUUUCAUUAGCUGGAGUGCUCGCGAUUCCAUUACAUAAUAGAAUUUGUCUUUUACCAAAAUGAGACUAUAUUAAUUAAUUUUAUCUAUAAAUAAUUCCUAUACAUAAUUAAGAAAAUUAGCUUAUAUUUUGUAUUAAAUUAUUUAAGUAUAAAAUGUAUUAUAUAUUAUUAGGGUUGCCAUAUUUUGAAAUCCCUAAACCGGGACAUUAUAUUGAAUGACC